AGGCACUCAUUCCAAAUGAAGAUGAACAAGUGAAGCAAGAAGAAGGCUUUUUCGGAUCCCUUGGGAAGCUUUUUGUCAAUGGUGGUGUAUGCGUUUCGGAAAUUCUUGGAGGAGUAUUUCCUGGUUUUCGAAAAAAGCCAGUAAGCUAACAAUAUCAUCAGAUCCAGCACCAGCAACAACAGAUGCAUUCAAUGCCUUGGCCUGCACAGGAGAGCUUUUUGAUACCAGAUGACGAUGAGCCCCCAUCGAUCGAUACUCGAACCCCUACACCAAGGAAAACGUACCCUUUCAUGUCUAUAGAUACGGAAAAGAUCCAUCAGUUGCGACAAAGCCGAGUGUUCUACAGUGGAUGGAAUUCUAAUAUGCAGCAGCAGCAGCAGCAGCGGAAUCAAUCAUCCAUUCCGCAUACUUACCAUGAGCAGAGCCAUGAGAAAAACAACGAGAUCGUUUUCGGGGCAGUUCAAGAACAAAAUAGGAAGCAGGAAUCUGUAGUCAUGAAGCCGGUUUAUCAUGGAGAUAACAUGUACGAUCAUUUCUACGACAUUCACUUCCGAUCAAAUCUGGGUUAAUUCAUGGCUAUUAAACACAGAACUGAGCUUUGUUCAUAGAGAAAUGAGUCUGUGUGGUCUGUGGAGCAGCUUUGGUGCUACUUGGGGUUCACUCCUGUCCUGCUAGCC
Molecule: messenger RNA, 677 nt
Organism: Hibiscus syriacus
Lineage: Eukaryota; Viridiplantae; Streptophyta; Magnoliopsida; Malvales; Malvaceae
Exons: 1
Coding region: 183-569 (128 amino acids)
Source: RefSeq, a predicted model, not a curated record